Molecule: messenger RNA, 5443 nt
Organism: Astyanax mexicanus (Mexican tetra)
Lineage: Eukaryota; Metazoa; Chordata; Actinopteri; Characiformes; Acestrorhamphidae
Gene: kdr
Product: kinase insert domain receptor (a type III receptor tyrosine kinase)
Exons: 30
Coding region: 258-4298 (1346 amino acids)
Biological process (GO): endothelial cell differentiation; protein phosphorylation; positive regulation of angiogenesis
Cellular component (GO): membrane; signaling receptor complex
Molecular function (GO): growth factor binding; vascular endothelial growth factor receptor activity; ATP binding
Source: RefSeq, a predicted model, not a curated record
CCUCACGCGCUCUGUGCUGCUCCCUCAGUGUGUGUGUGGAGCGCGCGGGUCUCCUGCAGUGCGCGGGGCAUCGCUGAGUGGAUUAUCUCCGGGUUCCGCUACAGGACUGUGUGAGAGAGUGUGGACAGCAGUGUGUGUGAGAGAGUGUGUGUGUGAGUGUGGAGCUGUGGGUCCUGAUGCGCAGCUGAGAAUAGCCGUCCUGUGGGAACUUCUAAGAGGGGUUUGAUGCGGGGACAGUCCGGCAGGGUGGUCGCACCAUGGCAAAGCCAUUUUCACUUCUCUCUCUGGUGGGCAUUAUUUCUGCAGUCAGCUGGGUGACAGCUAUGGAGCUCAGGUUUGUGCCUGACCCUCCAAUCUUAAGCAUCUCAAAUAAAACACUCAAAAUCAAUGCUUCUGACACGCUGGAGAUAACCUGCAGGGGCCGCCAGAUCCUGGAGUGGUACACACCUCAUAACCGCACUGGGUCUGAAAGCAGACUCAAUGUAUCCGACUGCAGCGGAGAUGGACUUUUCUGUAGUAAACUUACACUGACCGCAGCCAUGGCUAAUGAGACAGGAGAGUAUCGCUGCUCCUACAGAAACCUGGCCGUGGAGGAUAGGAAGACCUCGCUGGGGGUGUACGUCUUUGUGCAAGACUAUCGUGUGCCGUUUGUCCGCUCGGCUCAGGAAUAUGACGUGGUCUUUCUUCGGGAAGGUGAACAGGUGGUCAUCCCCUGCCUUGGUUCCGUAGAAGACCUUAACGUCACUCUGUACACGAAGUAUCCAGUAAAGGAACUGGCCACUGAUGGAAAAGAUGUGCUCUGGGACAGCAGGAGAGGCUUUAUCCUUCCUAGUCAUGUGAUCAGCUAUGCUGGCGUGGUCUUCUGUCAAACGCGAAUCCAGAACGAAACCUUUCAGUCUUCACUCUACAUUGUGGCUGUUGUGGGAUAUAAGAUCUAUGACCUCACUGUGAGUCCUGCUCACGAGAAGCUGGCCGUCGGGGAGAGACUGGUGCUCAACUGUACCGCUCGCACUGAGCUCAACGUGGCUAUUGACUUCCAGUGGUCCUUACCUCAGGACAGGAGAAAUACCAACCGUUCUACACCAACAAAUUAUGAGACCAAGUCCUACAAGAAGAAGCUGUGGAACUCUCUGGAACUGUCCAACUUACUGAUUAUGGAGAAUGUGACGAAUGAUAACAUGGGGGAGUAUAUUUGCACAGCUUCCAGUGGUCAGAUGGUCAGAACUGCUCAGGCAGCUCUUAUAGUGUACGAGAAGCCCUUCAUAUCACUGAAUGAACAGUGGGUUCGUGUUGUGGACACAAACACAGGCCAGCGGGAAACAAAGAUCCCUGUGAAAUAUGAUGCUUAUCCAGAACCUAAUGUGAAGUGGUUGAAGAAUGGCCUUGCCAUUUCUAAUGAAGAGUACAGGAUGAAGCCAGCCAAAGACUCUCUCACUAUAUUUGAGGUCACAGAAAGAGAUGCUGGGAAUUACACCGUGGUCAUGACCAAUAAGAUCACUAAAGAAACACAGAAGCAGACAUUUCAGCUACUGGUGAACGCUCACCCUAAGAUCUUUGAGAAGGAGGUGCCGUUGGAUCGUAACAUUCACAUGUUUGGCAGCAGCCCCACCCUCACCUGCACUGCGUCCGGCGGCUCCAGCCCUGUCACUAUCCAGUGGCAGUGGAUGCCCAGCGAGGACUGUCCGUCACGAUUUCAGCCCAGGUCAGACCAGAGUGCAGUGUGUGAGGGGAAGUGGAGAGAAAUUUCCAACAACACAGGAAAGAAUCGCAUUGGCCAGCUGAUCACUUUCACUGACAGCUCACUCAAGACAAUCAGCACACUGAAGAUCCAGAAGGCUGUGGCUCAUGCCCUGUACAGGUGUGUUGCUGCCAAUAAAGUAGGAGUGGAGGAAAGAAUCAUUGUUUUUCAAGUGACACGUUUCCUCAAUCUCUGUGUGUUCCCAUCCAGCAAACCUAUAGAGCAGGAGGAUGUGCUGCUGCGCUGUGUGGUCGACCGCAUGCUCUACUCCAGUUUGAGUUGGUACCGGGUGCUUAAUGUGUCCAAUCCAGACAGCUUACCCGCCACUGUACCCUGCGGCACUCUUGCCCUGAGCCCUCUCACACAGCCCAACGCCACCAUCAUGGCCCUGCAUGGGAACAACGCCACUCUGGACCUGUCGCUGCCCAGAGCUUCCCGAAAGGAUCAGGGCCUGUAUGCCUGUCGGGUGGAGAACGCUGACAGCAGUGAGAGAACCUGCCUGCUACACUACCUGAAGCUCAGAGCUCUGGAGUUGCCAUGGAUUGUGAGCAACCUAACAAAUCAGCGGGUUAAUGUGAGCGACUCUGCUAUACUGAUGUGUGAAGUCAAAGGAACUCCAAACCCCACCGUUAUCUGGACCAAAGACAACCAGACGGUCACUAAGGGAUCAGGAGUCAUUCUGACCAACUCAAACCGUGUUUUGACCAUCCAGAGGGUGAAGAAAGAGGACAGUGGUCUGUACACAUGCACAGCCUGCAACAAACAGGGCUGUGACUUUGCCCAGGCCAAGCUUACAGUGGAGGGUGCAGAGGAGAAGAUGAAUGUGGAGCUCAUUGUGCCGAUUGGUGCUGUGGUCAUUGCCAUGUUCUUCUGGCUUCUCAUUGUCUUUGUCAUACGCAACAGGAAACGGCCUGCUGAUGGAGAAAUGAAAACAGGCUACCUGUCAAUCAUCCUGGACUCUGAAGACAUGCCUAUGGAUGAGCACUGUGAGAGACUCACCUAUGACGCCAGCAAGUGGGAGUUCCCCCGAGAACGACUCAAACUAGGGGAGCCUCUGGGUAGAGGAGCGUUUGGUCAGGUUGUGGAGGCGGCAGCGUUUGGUAUUGAGAAAGCUACCACCUGCACUACAGUAGCAGUGAAGAUGCUUAAGGAGGGUGCUACCACCAGUGAGUACCGUGCCUUGAUGUCUGAACUGAAGAUUCUCAUCCAUAUUGGCCACCAUCUCAAUGUGGUCAACCUGCUCGGUGCCUGCACCAAGCCAGGAGGUCCAUUGAUGGUGGUAGUAGAGUACUGUAAGCACGGUAACCUCUCCAGCUAUCUGAAGAGCAAGCGUGGCGAGUACAGCCCCUAUAAGAGGAGCAGGCCACGGCUGGUGCAGGACAAUGCAGGACUAGAGGAGGAUCUGAAUGAAGGGGAUCUGGGUUUGGGUACCACCACCCGACUGGACAUCUGCACUGGAACAGCUGUGUGCUCUGGGCUGAGAGGGGAUUGCCUCUUAACCCCCUCACAGGAUGAGCAAGAGAGUUCAGACUGGGAUCAUCUGACCAUGGAGGACCUCAUCAGCUACAGCUUCCAGGUGGCCAAGGGCAUGGAAUUCCUUUCCUCACGAAAGUGUAUUCAUCGUGAUCUGGCAGCCAGGAACAUUCUGCUUUCUGAGAACAACAUUGUGAAGAUCUGUGACUUUGGCCUGGCUAGAGACGUGUACAAAGAUCCAGACUACGUCCGCAAAGGAGAUGCUCGUCUUCCUCUGAAGUGGAUGGCUCCAGAGACCAUUUUUGACCGUGUGUACACCACCCAAAGUGAUGUGUGGUCCUUCGGAGUGCUGCUCUGGGAGAUAUUCUCUCUGGGUGCGUCUCCUUAUCCUGGAGUGAACAUUGAUGAAUCGUUCUGCAGGAGGCUGAAGGAGGGCACUAGGAUGAGACCACCAGACUACGCUACCCCUGAGAUCUAUCAGACAAUGCUGGACUGCUGGCUGGAUCGGCCCACAGACAGACCCACUUUCACAGAGCUAGUGGAACAUCUGGGUAAUCUACUGCAGGCCAGCGCCCAACAGGAUGGUAAAGAUUACAUCCCGCUGACGGUGGGAGAGGCGGAGUCAGGUAUCGGACAUCUCAGACUGACAUCAUAUAAACAAGGACCUCGAGCUGACAGCUCAGGGAACCAGCUCAACUAUGAUAAUGCUCCACCACUGGGAUAUGGUCAGCAGCUGGAGAUAUGCAGUCAUCAGAUAUUUGAGGACAUUCCUCUGGAACGAAGUGCUGUGAUGGAUGGUCAGAUGGACUGUGGCGUGGGUUUAUCACGUGAGCAGAUGAACCAUCAAGUUCACAGAACAGCAACAUUCAGCCCUCUCCUGCGAUGUAAGAGUAAGGAAUCUCUAGCCUCCGAAUCGUCCAAUCAGACGAGUGGCUACCAGUCAGGUUACCACUCAGACGACGCUGAGGCACCUGUGUAUGCCAACGAAGAGAUGAUCCUGAAGAGGGACAUUCUAAAGAAGCCUCCGCUCCCCAAGAGAGAUGACAAGUACAGCGCCGAGGUCCGUUACAGCACUCCCCCUGUCUAACAGAGACCACAUGGGACCCUGGGACUUUAAAGCCAAGCCUGUCUUUAUUGUGACCAUAAAGUUUGGACAUUUGACCUGGAAUAGCAGAUUUAGCCUUUUCAUUUGGAGAAGAAAUAAUUCACUGAAUUUAAUACAAUAAAAUAUGGAUAAUUUUCACACAUUGAUCAAAUAAUAUGUGAUGCCGACACAGUUCUGAAGUAAACAGAUACAUAUAAUUGUAUUGAUUAAAUGUACACUAUACUUGUACACAAUUCUAACUAGAAAAUGAACUGCGUCACUGUCCUCAGUGUAGGGCAGGGGCAUUAUGUGGGUGUUAUCUAUAAUGUUCUGCUUAUGAUAGGUUGGCAUAUAGCCAUGAUUUCAGAAAUGUCUUCUUAAGGUUAUAUGAGCGGACCCAAAAACUGGUGCCGGCAACAAGAGGUGACUAAACAUUUCUUAUCUUGCGUUCUUCCUCUGAGAUCAUUUCCUUUGCAGGCCCUACCCUUCUCAUACUGUCAGUCAGCAGCACUGUGCAUUUAUUUAAUAUUAUUUAAUCAGGUACAUGCAUUACAAUCUGUAAGGCUUCCUCUGAUCAACACUUACAGUAACAUAUUUCACCCUCAGAUCACUGUGUAUUGCACAUACAGUACAGUAUCAGCUCCACAUCAGUAUAGACCAGUUCACCAUUGUGCCUUAUUUGUCUUUAUUCGUUGAUCCAUUCCUCCCCAUUUUAAGAAAUACAGGUAAUUUAUUGUGUUGGUGCCGAUAAGCUGUAUGUGUUAGUUUUCAUUCCUUUUAAGAAAGCUUUGGAAAUGUAAUCACUGUUUACACAGACCACAGAACAAAUCUAGCCUUAUAGCGAGACCACUCCCACUUCCUGAGUAGGACCACACCCACUUUCUUCCAGACAGGAAAUAGCAACUGCAGUGCGAGACAAUCAAGUGAGCGAAUGUAGUGUUUUUUUCUGUUUUUAUCUUUUGUAUUGUCUUAAACUGAAGUUCAGCCAGACUCUUUCAAUUCCAAGCAGCAGAAAGGGCUCUGUGACGGCCGUGUCUCGAUUGUACAGUUUAUAAAGUGAGGACUUAAUAAAGUCCGUCAGUUAUUUACUAAACUUGUCCUAAAUGUAACUAGUUUUAUAAAAUAAACAUUCAGCAAAAUUAAUAUUA